AAGUUCCUCUGAUCACUCUGCUCUGCUGUUAGAUAUGGGAUUGCCCAAGCUCAAAAGGCAAUCCAGGUUCCAUUUUGAUAAAAGAUGGAUUGGUAUAGAAGGAUUUGAAGAAACAGUCACCAAGGUCUGGCAAAUUCCAGUGACAGGCACUCAUUUCUUUCAGCUCAAGGAGAAAAUUAAACACACUAGGAUUGCUUUGUUAAUCUGGACUUUAUCAUUUCAGUCUCAAAACCAGGCUCUCAUAGCUACUCUGACUCAGGAGAUGGAAAAUCUUAACAAUGACAAAACUGGUGACAACUGGGACAAGUGGGAGGCUACAAAAAGAGCACUCAACAAAGCUCAUCUUCAGGAGGAGCUUUUUUGGCAGCAGAAGUCUAGGCUGAGAUGGCUUAAGGAAGGUGAUGCUAACACAUUUUUCCACACAAUCACACUGCAGAGAAGAAGACACAAUGCUAUAACUAGACUCCUUACAUCUCAAGGCAGGAUUCUUUCUUCUCAAGUGGACAUGGAAAGGCAUAUCUCUGAAUUUUAUUCCCACCUUUUCUCUUCUGAGAAAUAUAAGCUUUUCACAGGGCAAUCUGUCAAUCUGCAGAAAUCUGCUAUCUUUUUUAGUAGGAAUACUCCCCAACCUCUUCAAUCCUCUAUCUGCUCUGGUCUUAAUGGGAUUGUUUGCCACAGAUCUACCAAGUACCUUGGUCUGUCCCUGGGGAUAGGCAGAUCAAAGAAAGAGGUUCUUGAUUAUGUGUUGAACUCUAUCAGAAACAAUCUGCAAGGAUGGCAAACUAAAUUUCUUAGCCCUGCAGGUAAAGAGGUCCUUCUUAAAGCAGUGAUCCAAGCCUUGCCUAUUUUCUCUAU
Striga hermonthica is the source of this 855-nucleotide messenger RNA. Lineage: Eukaryota; Viridiplantae; Streptophyta; Magnoliopsida; Lamiales; Orobanchaceae. The record is from the annotation of a GenBank genome assembly.